Messenger RNA from Blepharisma stoltei, 2208 nucleotides. NCBI's taxonomy places the organism in Eukaryota, Ciliophora, Heterotrichea, Heterotrichida, Blepharismidae. The record is from the annotation of a GenBank genome assembly.
AUGGUUCUCAAAGCAAUGGCUUAUCUAAGAAUUUGUGUCUGGCUUACACAUAUGUUGAUGCUCCAUCUAAUCAUAGGGCUAGAAAUUGCUGCAUUAGGGCAAACGCGUUGGUUUAGACAAGGGGAAGGCUCAACAUCUUGAGAAGGUGGAAUCCUAAGACCAACCCCAGAUUCCCAUCAUUUUUCUGAUGAUAAAAGCUACCACGAGUACUGAGAUUAGGUUAAAUCAAAUUUCUAAAAGGUCUUUAAGAUUAUUUCAACCCCUUUCCGUCCACAGAUAGCUUCGCGUUAUAGCAAGUGCUAUCCUCUUGCCUGAUAUAAAUAAAUUAGCGUCUCGGCUCGGGCAUUGCCUCCCGGAAUGCAGCCUUGGGCACAGUUUAUUUAUAGCAGGCAAAGUUUUAAACAACCUAGAAAUGGACAGCUAGACAAUUUGGCAGGCAUAGUCUGCUUUCUGGAUUGGAUUUUACCUCGAGGGAAAAGGUAGGUUCAGAGUUGAAAAGGGAACGUCCAGCAGUGUUUUUACAGGCAAUGCCUUGACAAUUCGAGCAUCUUCCUUACGUGAAAAUGGGAGCUACUCAACAGGCUUUGAAUUUUUCAUUUAUGCCCAAAGUGUCAGAUAUUUCCAUUUUUUUUGGGGAUUUUGUGAGGACAACCUAAAUUCAACCCAAGCAGCAUGCCGCGGAAGUCCAUAGCCUUCCACUCAACACUGGAGCUGAAAAGGCAAGUAGGAGACGGAGACACAGAAAUCCUACUUCACUGGUGCUAUGGCGUCAGGUGGAAAGGUAAUAUUCGAGCCGUAAAUCGCUUGGUGAGCCAUCUUACUCAAACAAGUUCUCCCUAUUGACGUUAAAAAAGAGGGUGAAUCCCCUAAGGGAUUCUGGUGACUGCUUUACCAAUAUGCGGAAGCCAACCUAUCCUCACACCUGCCCUUUUACUCUAUAUCAAUAAAAAAAUUGUGACAUAGGAGGUCUCUCGUCGGGGACAUUGCCUACCCGUCUUCUGGUCACACCAGAUGAAAAGAAUCCAUUAACAUCUAAUAGGGCUCGGAGUAUGGUUAGACUGCGAUUGCCUUUUUCAUGGCCUUCCUGAGUUGUAUGACAGUCUCGGUAAUGCCCCAUGUAGUGCUGAAUGACAUUACAUCUGCAAGCCAUGACAAAAAGGUCGAGGUCUGUCCAAGACCAAAAAUUCUAUCUCAACUGCCUCAAUAAGGCUCUUCUCCUCUAGACCCGGUCAACUUACGGAUCACCAGAAGAGACGCCAGAUCACGGCAUUUUAAAAAUUCUACGAGUACUGAGAAGAUUGCGAAAAUGGUAGAGUAGAUUCCAGCGUAUCAAUAGGACAAUGCCGUACAUUUCACAAGCUCUAUGCAUCAGGAGUAAUUAUGAUACUAUUUUCCUCAAUCUCAAUGUUUAUGCUUGUUGCCACAAUUUUGAUAAUUUAUUUAGAUAUGUUCACAAAAAUAAAAAUCUUAUGAUUUUCUGUGCUGACAUAUUGGAUAAAAAUAAUUUUUUUUAAAUUUUUUAAUUUUUUUUUUAAAAUUAUUUUUAUUAAUUCCCCCUCCAUGAUAUUUGGUUUGCUAAAGGAGUGAAAACUAGUUUAUUUUUAAAAAAAAAUAAUAUAUAAAAUUUUAGGAAUUAUUUUUUAAAAAAUUCAUAAUUCGAAAUAAUUUUAAAGCAGAUAUUAAUUUAAUUUGUAAGAUUUAUGUUUUAAAAUUCAAGUUGUUUAAAAUUUAACAGAAUUAGUUAAAGAUUUUAUUAUAAUAACUAUUACUUAUAUCAAAAUAAUUUUUCUUAAAAAAAAAAUUUAUUCGCUUUUACCAAAAAAUAGGCAAUUUUCCAAUGGUUUUGCUCGCUAACGCAAGGGGAGUAAGAAUUUUUGCAUUUGGAUAUCGCUAUUAUUUUACUUUUUUGCUGUUAUUCUGUGGCAUGGGCUUACGUGGUGUGUUUAUGAAGAUCAUUGUAAGCACCUUGAUUGAGGGUAUGAUAAAAGAUAUCGGGCUCAUACCUGUGCUGAAGAGGGCGCUACAAUUGCGCUAUCAACUUUACUGUUUCAUGGAGUAGCAACAAUUUUUUAUACAGUUACUUAUUUGGGAGCCAAAAAAAUGGUUAAAAAGCAAGACGAGCAAAGCAAAAUCGAGACAGAAGUAGUUGAAAGGAUUGAUUUAGAAAAUCAUGCAGCUAAAGAAAAAGAAAUAUUUAUGGAGACUUAA